UCCCUCGAAUCGUAUUGCUGGAAGCACACGGCCUGUUUAGUGAAAGAAUUUAGUGCUAAACCUUUAAACCCUUGGAAAUUUAGGGUUCUUCCGCGGAUGGGCGAGGGAAAGAGACGACGCAAGCCGCGACAGCGGCAGCCGCAGCUCGCCGGUGAUCCUGUCGGCCAUGCUCUUGGACCGAUGCCAUCGCGAGGCCAGAUCGAUGCCGAGACGCAGAAAUAUUUUUCCGAGGUCUUGGCGCUGCUGGAAACGAUUGCCGAUGACAAGGAGAGGGAGGCAUUGUGCGCCAGCGCUCUGGAAGAGGCCCGCGGCAAGGAAUUGCGGCUCGCCUCGCAUCCUUCUUGCGGUAGAGCGCUUGAGAAGCUCAUCCAGUCCUUCGAUGCUGCUCGGUUGCUAUCGUUUCUCGGGCAGUGCACGGCAGAUUUCGCGAGCAUGGCAAUGGAUCCCUCGGCUUCUCACGUUGCUGAGAUGAUGCUUGGGAGCUUGUCCGAGAUUUUGCAGCAAAAUGGUGGAGAUGCGGGACUGAUUUCCUCGAUCGAGAGUGCGGUGGCCAGGAUCUCCGAGGUACUGCAAGGAAGUGCUCUUGAGGUUAUGGGAAACAAAUAUGGCUCGCAUGUCUUGCGAAAGUUCACUCUUCUUGCAGCCGGAUUAGUGGAAACAGAGGGAAAAGAUGGCUUGUCGAGGAAACUAGGACGAAUGGAUUCCAUGGCGAAAACAUGCGAAUGCAUCCAUGCAGGCUUCCCGAGAAUUCUCAAGCAACUUACCAGUGAGAUUCUAGUAGCAUGCAAAAGCUCAAUGUCUGAGAGAAGGAUGGACCAAUUUUCGAGUCUCGUAUUUCAGACCAUUCUCAAGGCGCUCCAUGGAACUGGAAGUGAUACGUCUUCAGCCAUAGCAACACUCUUAGGUUUUGAUCAAACAGAAAUGAUUUCGCCUAAAGUGUUGGAACGCAUUUUGGAGUUGAUGGAGAAUCAAAACGGUAGUCAUUUGAUGGAGGUCAUACUACAGGUGGCAUCUAACGAGGUGUACGCAAAAUUGCUUGAAGAAAUCUUCAAAGGAAAUUUGAAGCGGCUAGCAACGCACCAAUUUUCGAAUUUUGCUCUACAAACGUUGAUUGCCUUUGCACGCCAAGAAGAUCAGGUGAGCCUCUUCUUGGACGAGUUAGGAAAGGAUUUUACCGAGUUAAUAAAGAAGAAAAGGGCUGGUGUCAUUGUGAGCUUGCUGGGAGUAUGUAGCCGUAUGAGUACCAGCCAGCAUGAGAUAAGCCGAUUGGUUGCUACUGUCAUCUGUCCGAAAUGUGCCUCUCGUGAUACUCUUGUCCUGCGCUUGCUUCACUUAGAAGGACACGACUCGGAUGGGAAGUCAGGAAGGAAAAUGUCCAUUCUGGGAUGCGUAAUGCUACAGAUUUUGUUCACUUUUUCUCAGGACUGCAGUCAGCAAUACUACAAAAGCUUCUCAGUACUUGAAAUGACACAGAUUCUGGAAGCCAUAAAAGAUAAAGCUGGAUGCCACGUUGUGGAAGCGUUUCUCAAAUCUCCUGCAUCGCCAAAACAAAAGCACGCUGUGAUAGAGAGAUUGAAAGAUCAUUUUGCAGUGCUGGCCACGGAUACAAAGGCUCACUACAUCGUAACAAAGUGCUUCGAGGCAGCAAAUCUCAAGCUCAAAGAAUCCAUUGUAAUGGAGCUGAUUGGCGUGCAAAAUGAUCUCUCAAAGUCCAGGCACGGUCCCUACAUUCUGGGCAGGUUAAACGUUGCGAAAUAUGAGAAGGCUCCAGACAAAUGGAGACAAUCUCAGCAAACGAGCCAUGCUCACAAGGAAGACUACGAAAAGCUCUUCAAACGCGAGCAACCUGAGCAUCAUGGUGCCCCGAGAAGAAAGAAGCAGAAGUAUCAGUGAAAGGAAUUAGAAAUCUAGUGUUUUUAUGGGGACAAUGUAAAAUCAAGAGCUCGCGAUCUUUUGGAAAGCGUGGGCCAAGAACAGUGGUGGAGUUGGAAGGAUCUUCAAGCCGUGGGGCUUCUCUUUUCUUUUAUUUUGAUCAUUCUCUAAAUACGUGAAGUUACAUGUGAUCAAUUUUUUGAA
This is a messenger RNA of Selaginella moellendorffii, 2076 nucleotides long. Its product is annotated as pumilio homolog 23-like. NCBI's taxonomy places the organism in Eukaryota, Viridiplantae, Streptophyta, Lycopodiopsida, Selaginellales, Selaginellaceae. Gene Ontology annotation, cellular component: preribosome, small subunit precursor; nucleolus; 90S preribosome. The transcript has 10 exons. Gene Ontology annotation, molecular function: RNA binding. Gene Ontology annotation, biological process: ribosomal small subunit export from nucleus; endonucleolytic cleavage in 5'-ETS of tricistronic rRNA transcript (SSU-rRNA, 5.8S rRNA, LSU-rRNA); endonucleolytic cleavage to generate mature 5'-end of SSU-rRNA from (SSU-rRNA, 5.8S rRNA, LSU-rRNA). The coding region runs from base 97 to 1893 and encodes 598 amino acids. The record is from RefSeq and is a predicted model, not a curated record.